CUCCUGUCCUAUGUUAAAAGACUAAAGCAGAUUUGCUCACACGACCCUUCCUUCUCCCUCAUUCCUCACACCAAAAUUUGUCGUGCUCCCCACAAAUCGACGACGACGCAUCUCAUCGCGCCGACAUCUGCACCUGCAACCGAUCUCCGCGCCCACACCCACCUCCACAUACCGCCGCGCUCCGCAACGAUUUCCUUGUCGGAAUCAAAACAAAAUGGGUGCUUGGACAAAGUCGUUCAAGCUCAAUGGCUUGCAACCGCCCAUGCCGGAAUGUUGGGGACAUCGAGGAGCUUCGGCCGCAUAUCCUGAGAACACCAUCGCAUCUUUCGACAGGGCUAUUCGCGACGGAUCGGAAGGAUUAGAGAGCGACGUGCACGUCACGGCCGACGACGUCAUCGUCAUGUUUCACGAUCCUUCAUUGGAGCGAACGACCGACGGCAAAGGAAACAUCAAGGAACAAGCGUGGAAAGGCCAAAUUGAGAACGUCAGGACGACUGCGAAGCCUCAGCAGCAAAUUCCCACUUUUGAUCAAGUUUGCAGCCUCCUCAUGAAGCCCGAGAACAAGCAUGUCAAGCUGAAUAUCGACAUCAAACCGGACAAUGAUCCCGAUCGUCUGUUCAGGCUCAUGAAGAGAGUGGUGUCAUCCUACCCGAAUUACGAAGUCGAGCUCGGCCCAAGAUUGAUUUUGGGCCUUUGGCACCCCGGCUUCAUCGCACCUGCCCUCGAGCACGUGCCAUCUUUGCGACGCAUCCACAUCGGUGGCAGCCCCACCGUAGCCAGGACGUACUUUUGGAAGCACUGCGAUGGUUUCAGCAUGUGGUUCGCCAGUCUUGUUGGCGCCGAGGGACAGGCAUUCUUGGCUCAGGCAAAGAAGGAGAACAAGGACGUGUUCGUGUGGACAGUGAACCGAAAGGACGAGAUGAUCGAAGCUACCAGAUGGGGCGUCAAGGCCAUCUUGACGGACAAGACCGACUUGUUCCAGACCGUCAGGGUGGAGAUGCAAAGAGACUUUGCUCUGACAAGAAGCGAAGAAGUUGGUUUCUUCUUCAGAUGGGCAUCGUGGCGGUACUGGAUGCUACCUCAAUUUGUCAUCCAAAGUAUGUGGAUCGCCAACUUGCAGACACGAGCCGGCUCUACAUUCGAGGGUGAGUAG
This is a messenger RNA of Ceraceosorus guamensis, 1153 nucleotides long. RefSeq names its product PLC-like phosphodiesterase. The record is from RefSeq and is a predicted model, not a curated record. The transcript has 5 exons. Gene Ontology annotation, biological process: lipid metabolic process. NCBI's taxonomy places the organism in Eukaryota, Fungi, Basidiomycota, Exobasidiomycetes, Ceraceosorales, Ceraceosoraceae. Bases 215 to 1153 code for a protein of 312 amino acids. Gene Ontology annotation, molecular function: phosphoric diester hydrolase activity.